GGCAGCCCUCGUCCUUUCUACGCCCCGUGCUGUUCCCGCCGCGGUGUGCACCCGGGUUCCCCAGUUCGCGUGUCUCGGCCAUCCGCUCUGGGGCCCGCACUCUUGUACCUGCGGGCUUCCCAAUGCCGGGGUGCUGGUGCUGCGUAGACUCGGUGGCCUUCCUGGACGCAGGCUGUGGAGCGUGUGCGCGAACAGCUGCAGGCGGGAGGAAGCUGUGAUUCACAGAUCGGGUUCCUCACAUUUCUUCAAAAUGAAUGUUACUGUCCAUUUCCUAAGAACUUUUCCCAGGUUACUGGUGCCAUUUACUUUUGAUAGGAAGAGAAAGACUUUAUAUUCAACAAUUCUACAGAGAUGUAUGUCUUCCAAAGUACCUUCUUUGUCCUGUCAUAAUGACAGUACAUCCCCUUCUGAACAGCUGGAAUUGGAUGGGUGGAAAACUACAAUGAAAUCUAGCAUUCAAGGAGAUGGUGUUUCAACAGUUUCAGAUAAAGAUGAAGAUUCUCUAGCUGCCACCAGAGAAUUAAUUGAGAUGUGGAGAUUGCUUGGCAAAGAAGUACCAGAACAUAUUACUGAAGAACAAUUCAAAACCCUUAUGGAAUGUGCUUCUAAAUCAGCCAAAAAGAAGUACUUAAGAUAUUUGUAUGGUAAGGAAAAGUUGAAAAAAGCUGAGCAAAAAAAGAAGGCAAUAAAAGCAGAGGCCAGGGAAGAAGCCAAAAAGGCCAGGUUGCUAGAAAGCACUGAGGAAGAGCAACGGGACUUUAUGUUUCUUCGCCUCUGGGACCGAAAGAUGAGCGCUGCAAUGGGUUGGAAGGGUGUCCAGGCUAUGCAGUUUGGACAACCUUUGGUUUUUGACAUGUCUUACGAUAAUUAUAUGAAAGCAAAUGAACUUCAGAAUGCUGUUUCUCAACUUUUAGAAAGUGAAGGGUGGAACAGAAGAAAUGUUGAUCCUUUCCACAUUUAUUUCUGCAAUCUCAAAACAGAUGGUGCUUAUCAUAGAGAGUUAGUUAAGCGUUAUGGAGAAAAAUGGGAUAAAUUGCUCUUAACAGCAACCGAAAAAUCUCCCAUUGAUUUAUUUCCGAAGGACAGUAUUAUAUAUUUAACAGCAAAUUCUCCCAACGUUAUGACUACCUUCAAGCAUGAUAAAAUUUAUAUAAUUGGAUCGGUUGUUGAUAAAAAUUCACAAACAGGCAUAUCACUAGCAAAGGCUAAACGGCUAAAUCUAGCAACGGAACGCCUUCCAUUAGAUAAGUAUUUACAGUGGAAUAUUGGUAACAAAAAUCUCACUUUAGAUCAAAUGAUCCGUAUUCUGCUCUGCAUGAAAAAUACUGGUAGCUGGGAAGAGGCCCUGAAGUUUGUUCCCAGGAGAAAGCAUUCUGGCUAUCUAGAGGUUACUCGGCAUUCUCAGGAAGUUUUCAGGAAACUGAAGAAAAGAUUUUAAGUUUAUUUCCAAAAGGCCUCUUAAAUGUACGCAUAUGGAAAAGGUGACCUAAAUGAGAAACCUAUAAUGUAGGAACUAAAUAGAUUGGAAAUGGUUAAAAUAACAUAUCUUCAUAAGUGGAAUUGUCCCUUAAAAGUAGUCUUUCCAGACUAACAUUUGUUUUUCAAGACAAGAUUUUUCUGUAGCCUUGUUUGUAUACAAGAGGCUGGCCUCCAACUCAGUGAUCUGCCUCCUUUUGCCUCCCAAGUAUUGAGAUUAAACGUGUGUACCACUGUC
Psammomys obesus (fat sand rat) is the source of this 1714-nucleotide messenger RNA. RefSeq names its product tRNA methyltransferase 10C, mitochondrial RNase P subunit (gene Trmt10c). Gene Ontology annotation, biological process: positive regulation of mitochondrial translation; mitochondrial tRNA 5'-end processing. Gene Ontology annotation, cellular component: nucleoplasm; mitochondrion; nucleus. Gene Ontology annotation, molecular function: tRNA binding. The transcript has 2 exons. NCBI's taxonomy places the organism in Eukaryota, Metazoa, Chordata, Mammalia, Rodentia, Muridae. The record is from RefSeq and is a predicted model, not a curated record. The coding region runs from base 251 to 1438 and encodes 395 amino acids.